AUGGCGAAUCUUACAGUAUUCCAGGGAUUCCAUUUUUUAACCUUUUCUAAAAGAGUGGAAGAUAAUCUGCUUAUUUUCAGUGUAUUCCUCAUCAUCUAUCUUCUUGGUGUUUUAGCCAACUCAGUUAUAAUUGCAAUAGUAGCUUUACAUCGCCACCUACACACCCCAAUGUACACGUUCCUUUGCAACUUGUCAUUUGUUGACAUUUGCUACACAACAGUCACCAUCCCCAAACUGCUGGACAUGUUACUCUCUGGAAAUAACACAAUGACUUUCCUACAAUGCUUCGUUCAGAUGCAUUUUUAUUGGAUGUCAGGUGGAAUCGAGGAUAUUCUUUUGUUCACAAUGGCUUAUGAUCGAUAUGUUGCUAUUUGCAGUCCUUUACACUAUCACCGUAUCUUUACAAAGGGAAAUUUAACAAGGCUCAUAGUGGUCAUUUGGGCUUCUGGAUUCCUAAAUUCAGUAUUUGUAACAAUAUCAGCUUCUUAUAUGUCCUUCUGCAAUUCCACUACUGUCAAUCAAUUCUUCUGCGAUGCCAAAGCUCUAACCAAGAUCUCCUGCACCAUUGCUGAAGUGUUUUAUAUAGCCAUCUGUCUAGAACUGUUCCUAUUUGGACUUUGUCCAUUUUUAUGCAGUUUGAUGUCCUAUCUGAAAAUCAUUAGUGUUAUACUUAAAAUACAGUCUAAGGAAGGGAGAAUGAAAGCCUUCUCCACCUGCUCGUCCCACCUUUGUGUUCUCCUUAUUUAUUUUGGCACUGGUCUGCCUGUGUACCUAAAGCCCCUCUCAGACCAUGCAGAUGUCCUGGAUCAGAUCUUCAGUGUGUUUUAUACCACAGUGACACCUCUAUUAAACCCUCUCAUAUACAGUUUACGUAAUAAAGAAGUGAAAAUGGCCCUGAUGAGUUCACUUGUGUUAAGACAUUAA
Messenger RNA from Nanorana parkeri, 924 nucleotides. Its product is annotated as olfactory receptor 5V1-like. The transcript has a single exon. Gene Ontology annotation, molecular function: olfactory receptor activity; G protein-coupled receptor activity. Gene Ontology annotation, cellular component: membrane. The record is from RefSeq and is a predicted model, not a curated record. Bases 1 to 924 code for a protein of 307 amino acids. Gene Ontology annotation, biological process: G protein-coupled receptor signaling pathway. NCBI's taxonomy places the organism in Eukaryota, Metazoa, Chordata, Amphibia, Anura, Dicroglossidae.